Messenger RNA from Auxenochlorella protothecoides, 669 nucleotides. RefSeq lists its product as hypothetical. The record is from RefSeq and is a predicted model, not a curated record. The coding region runs from base 1 to 669 and encodes 222 amino acids. The transcript has a single exon. Lineage: Eukaryota; Viridiplantae; Chlorophyta; Trebouxiophyceae; Chlorellales; Chlorellaceae.
AUGGGGGUCGCGACUCUUGCGGGGUGCCCCUUGCGCCCCGACAUGACGAGCGCGAGGACGGGGCUAGACUCCGAGCUCUCGACCACGGGGACCUGUUCGGAGUAUGAGUCCCCGGAGCUGGCCCGGACUUUGACCAUGUGCCAGACGGAGGAGGAGGUGCUCCGGGUGCUGACCGAUCUGGGGCUGAGCCGGGAGCAGGCCUCCAUGGCCCUGCGCCUGGCACUCCUCACGCAGGCCGCGGCGGGGAGGCGGGCUACGGAGGCCACCUUGCACGCCGCCCCCGAGCAGCACGGCGCAAGGCAGCAAGGCUUCACGUUCCAGACUGGGAGCAAGGCGCCUGCGGGGGUGUCGGUGGACACCUCCCUGUGCCACUUCUCCCCCGUCUUGGACGGCCUGCCCCCGCGCUGGAAGCCCGCCGGCCCCCAAUCUGCAUUUGCAUUCCAGGCUGCCGUGCACGACACCAUCAAUGAGGGAGAGACCCCAGGGCCGAUCGGCCCAGGCCCGAGCUGCGAGGUCAGCGCCAAGCGCGAGGCCUCGCUCUCCGAUUGGGUACCAGGCAAGAAACGACGGAACCCCCCUCCCGGACCCCGGCGCGCACCCGGGCAUGGACUGGACAUCGAGCGCAGCGGCCUCGGGCGCGCCUGCUCCCUGGACGAGUGGAUGGGGUGA